Molecule: messenger RNA, 4330 nt
Organism: Marmota flaviventris (yellow-bellied marmot)
Lineage: Eukaryota; Metazoa; Chordata; Mammalia; Rodentia; Sciuridae
Source: RefSeq, a predicted model, not a curated record
UUCCUCGGGCCAUUUUGCUGUGGCGCGACAGAGAGGAGAAGCUGUCGAGGGGACCCAGGGCUCGGAGCCGCGAUCCCGAGCGGGCGGCGGCCGCACGGACUCCGUCUUUCCGCGGUCGCGGGGAUCUCGAGGGGCGAGGCGAUCGCCGGGAGGGGGACCGGAGAGCCGCGCCCGCCGCGCGGGGCGCCCCUUCCCGCCCCCUGCACCAUGAGCUGGGGCACUGAGCUCUGGGAUCAGUUUGACAACUUAGAAAAACACACACAGUGGGGAAUCGACGUUCUUGAGAAAUACAUCAAGUUUGUAAAGGAAAGAACUGAGAUCGAGCUCAGCUAUGCAAAGCAACUCAGGAAUCUUUCGAAGAAAUACCAACCUAAGAAGAACUCGAAGGAGGAGGAGGAAUACAGGUACACGUCGUGCAAGGCCUUUCUUUCCACCCUGAACGAGAUGAACGACUACGCGGGGCAGCACGAGGUCAUCUCGGAGAACAUGACGUCGCAGAUCACCACCGACCUGGCGCGCUUCGUGCAGGAGCUGAAGCAGGAGAGGAAAUCGAACUUUCAUGAUGGCCGGAAAGCGCAGCAGCACAUGGAGACCUGCUGGAAGCAGCUUGAAUCCAGCAAGCGGCGGUUCGAGCGGGACUGCAAGGAGGCGGACCGGGCGCAGCAGUACUUCGAGAAGAUGGAUGCGGACAUCAACGUGACCAAGGCCGACGUGGAGAAGGCGCGGCAGCAAGCUCAGAUACGUCACCAGAUGGCAGAGGACAGCAAGGCAGACUACUCGUCGAGCCUUCAGAAGUUCAACCAGGAGCAGCACGAGUACUACCACACCCACAUCCCCAGCAUCUUCCAGAAAAUCCAAGAGAUGGAGGAAAGGCGGAUCGUGAGGAUCGGGGAGUCCAUGAAGACAUACGCCGAGGUGGACCGGCAGGUGAUCCCCAUCAUCGGCAAGUGCUUGGACGGGAUAGUGAAGGCGGCCGAGGCCAUCAACCAGAAGAACGAUUCACAGCUGGUAAUAGAAGCUUAUAAGUCGGGUUUUGAGCCCCCCGGAGACAUUGAAUUUGAGGACUACACGCAGCCCAUGAAACGCACCGUGUCCGACAACAGCCUCUCGAAUUCCAGAGGAGAUGGCAAGCCCGAGCUCAAAUUUGGCGGCAAAUCCAAAGGAAAGCUAUGGCCGUUCAUCAAGAAAAAUAAGGGCGCCACCCCCGAGGACUUCAGCAACCUCCCCCCUGAACAAAGAAGGAAAAAGCUCCAACAGAAAGUCGAUGAACUAAAUAAAGAAAUUCAAAAGGAGAUGGAUCAAAGAGACGCUAUAACCAAAAUGAAAGACGUCUACCUGAAGAACCCGCAGAUGGGAGACCCGGCCAGUCUGGAUCACAAACUGACAGAAGUCAGCCAAAACAUAGAGAAGCUGAGACUAGAGGCCCAGAAAUUUGAGGCCUGGCUGGCAGAGGUGGAAGGCCGGCUCCCCGCGCGAGGCGAGCAGGCGCGGCGGCAGAGCGGGAUGUACAACGGCCAGGGCACCCCGACGGCCAACAGCUGCGUGCAGGACCGCGAGAGCAGCCCCGAUGGCAGUUACACGGAGGAGCGAAGCCAGGAGAACGAGGUGAAGGUGCUGGCCACCGACUUCGACGACGAGUUUGAUGACGAGGAGCCCCUGCCCGCCAUAGGCACCUGCAAGGCCCUCUACACCUUUGAAGGUCAGAAUGAAGGAACCAUUUCCGUAAUUGAAGGAGAAAUCCUGUACGUCAUAGAGGAAGACAAGGGCGAUGGGUGGACCCGCAUCCGGAGGAACGAGGACGAAGAGGGCUAUGUCCCCACCUCAUACGUCGAAGUCUAUUUGGACAAAAAUGCCAAAGAUUCCUAAAGUGGCGUUCCAGUACCAACCGCGGCGAGCCUCCCAGGAGCCCCCCCGUGGCCGGGCGCUUGUCUCCGCAGGCCUCCCGCGCUGCUGCCCGCUGCCCGGCCUGCUGGGGGCCGCCCUCCCGCCCACCUGCUGCCCUGUCCCCGCCACCCUGCCUGCCUCUCCUGUCCUUCCUACAGCAUGCUACUGUGGCUCAGCCAGCCCUGAGGCCCACGCUGGUGGCCUGGAGGGGACAGGUGUCCCCAACCGCACAGCAGGGGUCAUCCUCAUCCCCCCAGUCCCCACGUGCCCAGGCCAGAAGGUGGCAGCAUGCUGCCCACCUCGCCCCUCCCCUCUGUCCAGGGCCCCAGUCCACCCAUGGUGCCCUGGCCUCCUCGUCAUUUCACACUGUGCCUUUUUGUGAAAACUUCGCCACUGGUCUCCUGGGGCGAGUAACAGAAUCUGAACAAGGAGGACAGGGCAGUCGCAGGGUGGGCUGAGCACCACGUGUCACCCACGCGUCCCCUGGUGUCUUACAUUAGCAGAUGCUUCCUCUCCCAGAGGUGCCUUCCUGAUUGUGGGCUGGCACCUCGUGCUCCACAUGGACCCUGCCCACAAUUCCUGGACCCUCCGGUCGGACUUGGAUGUCCCCCACUCCAGCCACACACACACACUUCAGUUUGGUGCCCUGUCUGCAGAGGCUAGGAAGGUCCACACUGAAAGCCCACCCCAGCUCGUCCUACCCAUGUUCACCUUAGAUAAGGGGCAUCCUGGUUCACCCCUCCUGGUCAUCUUCCUAUCCAUGAUGACUACAGACCACGCGUGGCACUUGGUGGCCGGGUGACUCUCCUUUUGGUAGCUCAUUAUUGCAAAGUGAAACUUCCUUUUCUUCCCAUGAAUCCCAAGAGUAGCACUGUAGGACUUGAGUGCAUUCAUCACCAAAGACCUGGUGCCUCUCGUGGUCCUUUGGGGACCCUGUGGCCGCCGCUUCUGCCCUUGUCCAUGAGCUCUGCCGGCCAUUGGCAGCCACUGCACUUGCCCUUGGACCUGUUUCCUCCCUCCCCUUUCGGAUCUCAGGGGGGAAACCGUGGUCACCUAACCUGUGGCCACUCAGGCCUUAGCAGCACAGCUUCUCCUCUUCCUUGGUGCGGAACAAGUCCUGCCGUGUCUCCCGCCGAGGGCAAGGGCCGCGCUCUAGUGUCCUGUAUGGUUGGUACACGGGGCUCACCUGGGGCACCACAGUUCUUGGUGUUCGUGACAAGGGAGCCUAGCAAGAGCCACAGGGACAGGGAUGGAAAGGACAGGUCCUCGGAGUCAGGCCUGUCUGCUGGUGAUUUGUUCCUUGGAAACCAGGAGAUGACUCCCUGGGCAGACCAGGGGUGACCGCGGACCAGCCUCAGCAGCUCCGUCCCCCUGGCGACUGGAGACCGCAGCAAGGAGAGGCCCGCAAGAGCAGCCCCAGGAAGCAGCGUCAGGGUCAAGUGGAGGGGGAGCAGGAGCCCUGGCUCGCUGUUCCCCAAAACUGAGGCUGAGCCCAGGGCCGGGGACCUGGAGCAUGGCCUCCACUCUCAGGGUGGGCAGCCCAAUCAGCCCACGCCUGGGGGCGCGGGAGGGUGGCUUGACCGCAGGUGAGCGCUGUCAGGGCCCAGCCCCGGCUGCAGACCAGCCCUCGCCCAGCAGCCCCACCCCCGCCGUUGCAUGGCGGGCGGCACCUCUGGGACUCCUGGACUUUGCCGAGUCUGGCUGACCACUGACCAUUCCACAAGGAUGCUAAUUUUUUUUAAUCUGAUUUUAGAGCCUCCGUAAUGCAUGUGCGUGUGCCGUUUCACAUCGCGGUCGAGGUAGAUUCGUUUCUUGCAACGUAGGGGGUGAAGUGUCACCGUGGUUCUUUGUUCCUUUAAUGUCGAGACCCAGUACAGGAUGUGCUCGUGCGCUCUGUGGCCUGUCUGUACCACCCGUGCCCCCAAAGACUGGAGAAUGAGCACUUUCCAAUGCCGUCCCCCGGGGCUGCCUCCUUGCCGUAGGUGCCAACGGGCUUGGGAUUCUGUGAUGCUGAGGUCCUACCGUCUACUCUGGGAAUCCCACUGCGAAAGCAUCCCUGAGACCUUGGGGCAGCUCCCAUGGAGGAGAGAUGUGGGUGCUCCGCCCUCCUCCCUGGCACCUGCUGCCCGUCGUUGCUAGAAUACAGUGUGGUAAGGUAAAAAUGGAUCGUUUUUAUCAAACUUGCUCUGAAAAUGACCUAAAGACAAAGGGAAAGAGAGGAACUUGUCAUUUACCCAGGUUUUUCCUUUGCAGGACGGGGGCGAGGUGGGGGGAGGCGUGGGAAAACAUGCAGGGAUCUUCCUCUGGGUCUGUCCUGCUCAGCCUCGGGCUCAGCCACCGCGUGACCCAUACAGCACAGGGGCCGCUGAUGCUUUUCCGCAACAUCUGUCAUCAGAAAGUUCACACAACAUAAAAUGUUACGAUAAUGCAAGGAUUUUUCCAGAAA